Molecule: messenger RNA, 2841 nt
Organism: Nyctereutes procyonoides (raccoon dog)
Lineage: Eukaryota; Metazoa; Chordata; Mammalia; Carnivora; Canidae
Gene: ADORA1
Product: adenosine A1 receptor
Exons: 3
Coding region: 433-1413 (326 amino acids)
Biological process (GO): G protein-coupled adenosine receptor signaling pathway
Cellular component (GO): membrane; dendrite; synapse
Molecular function (GO): G protein-coupled adenosine receptor activity
Source: RefSeq, a predicted model, not a curated record
GCUGUGGGGCGGGGGCGCAGGGUUGGGCCGCAGGGCGCAGGGUUGGGGGCGCAGGGGUGCGGGGCGGCGGGCGCGGGAUGCGGGUCGGGUCGGGGGAGCCCGCCGCCCGCCCCCUGCCCGGCCCGGGUGACCGGGGCGCUACGUCUUUAAAGGCGCCCGGGGCUGAGCCUCCGCGACCAUGUGACGGCUCGAAGGCCGGGAGCUGCGGCGGGAGCCCGGGCCGGUGAGCGCCGGUGCCCUGCCCUGCCCUGCCCGGCCCGGCCGGCCCCCGCCCCCCGCAGCCCUGCCCGGCCCGCCCCCGCCCCCCGCAGCCCCGCGCGCUUCCAGGUGUCGAACUGGGGCGGCGCCGCGGACCCCGGUGUCCAGCGGCCGAGGGUGCCUGUCCCCGAACCCUCCACGCCGGCCUGCUGAUGUGCCUGGCCCCCGCCUGCCAUGCCGCCCGCCAUCUCGGCCUUCCAGGCCGCCUACAUUGGCAUCGAGGUGCUCAUCGCCCUGGUCUCUGUGCCCGGGAACGUGCUGGUGAUCUGGGCAGUGAAGGUGAACCAGGCGCUGCGGGAUGCCACCUUCUGCUUCAUCGUGUCGCUGGCGGUGGCUGACGUGGCGGUGGGCGCCCUGGUCAUCCCGCUGGCCAUCCUCAUCAACAUCGGGCCGCGGACCUACUUCCACACCUGCCUCAUGGUCGCCUGCCCUGUCCUCAUCCUCACCCAGAGCUCCAUCCUGGCCCUGCUGGCCAUUGCUGUGGACCGCUACCUCCGCGUCAAGAUCCCACUCCGGUACAAGACGGUGGUGACUCCGCGGAGGGCGGCGGUGGCCAUCGCCGGCUGCUGGAUCCUGUCCUUUGUGGUGGGCCUGACCCCACUGUUCGGCUGGAACAGGCUGGGGGAGGCGCAGCGGACCUGGGCGGCCAACGGCAGCGGCGGCGAGCCCGUGAUCCAGUGCGAGUUCGAGAAGGUCAUCAGCAUGGAGUACAUGGUCUACUUCAACUUCUUCGUGUGGGUGCUGCCCCCGCUGCUGCUCAUGGUCCUCAUCUACCUGGAGGUCUUCUAUCUGAUCCGGAGGCAGCUCGGCAAGAAGGUGUCGGCCUCCUCUGGCGACCCGCAGAAGUACUACGGGAAGGAGCUGAAGAUCGCCAAGUCGCUGGCCCUCAUCCUCUUCCUCUUCGCCCUCAGCUGGCUGCCCUUGCACAUCCUCAACUGCAUCACCCUCUUCUGCCCCUCCUGCCGGAAGCCCAGCAUCCUCAUGUACAUCGCCAUCUUCCUCACGCACGGCAACUCGGCCAUGAACCCCGUCGUCUACGCCUUCCGCAUCCAGAAGUUCCGGGUCACCUUCCUUAAGAUCUGGAAUGACCACUUCCGCUGCCAGCCCACGCCCCCCGUCGACGAGGACCCCCCAGAGGAGGCGCCCCACGACUAGACGCCACCUUCUCCCGCCUGCCCACGUCGGGGGCGUCUCCGCCCCGGCCCACCCCCCCACUGACCCACUCCUGAGCCCUCCCCGCUGGGCUGCGGGGUGUGGGCGCCUGCACCUUGGGUCCUAGAGGAGGUUUGAGAGGACGGCCCACGGGGAAGGAACCGGGUGCCCUGAGGAGACGGAGAAAGUGGCUCGAGCCUCCCCAGCUGUGUGACCGGCCCACGGGCAGCCCGGUGCUUCAGGCCGGACGGACCUGGGGACACUGGGGCUGCGGGGGUCCCGUGGGCCCGGAAGGCAAGCUUGGGCUCCCGUGGAGGUCAGGGAGCCCGCUUGUCGCUGGUGCUGCUGCUGAAGCCCUGGAACAGAGCCUGAGGACGGGGUAGGUCCCCUCCAAGAUGCAGGGGACGGAGAGAAGCUGGACAUCAAGGUCUUGCUUCCCCUCCUGUUCUGUAGAAGGUGGGAGAGUCCCUGGUCAGGAAUCAGGGGGCCUCAGCCCUGCCUCCCGGGACCCUGAGCUCCUAGCCACGCUGGGUGCCGGGGGCCUGCCCCUCUUGCCCCGGGGCAAUCGGGUUUGCACUUGGGAGGGGCGGGAAGAGCGGGUCCAGAAAUCAUUCCCAACAUUUACUUGAUCCUCCACCAGCCCCUGGCCCCUGUCGAAGGGACGGCCACACACAGCCACCAGGUGGCAGCCCCGCGCCAGCCUGGCCCAGCCCCCCCAGGAGCGGGAGCAGCGGGGCUGUGAGGGGCCACCUGGGCUACCGCCCCACUAGCCUUAGACGACGCCUGCACUCUCCUAAGUGACACCGGCUGCUGCUUCGGGGCCGGGGACAGGGGGGCGCAGCCUCCGGCCUGGUGAGCGCUGCCCGUGGGCGCUCCCGGUGUGACUUGGGACAGGCUGCACCGCCUGAGGCUGAGGCAGGAAGGUCUUGCCGGCAUUUAAAUACCCUCAGGACCCGUGGCACUUAGCAGUUUCCAGGGCCUUUGGGGCUCUGCACCGUCUAGAUGGGCUUUAGGGCAUCCAGGGAAGGGUCCGCCCUCUGCCAAGCUCAGGGCCCGGGGCCCUUGUCCAGGGGUGAGGGCGGGGUUCGGAGUGUGAAGAGCAGCUCCAGGCCUGGAUUCCAGGCCCUUCCCUUUCUCAGAGGUAGGCUCUUCCCUGGCUCCCAGGGGGGACACCUUCUAAUAAAAGACUGUGGGUCUUGACGGAGCGCUCACCCUUGGCUCCUCACCUGCACCGCCGCCGGCCGAGGGGAGCAAUGCGGGGGUCGGGGCGGGGGGAAUCGGGACGCAUCGGAACAAAGAGGGUUCCAGAGCAGUGUGUCUGUUCCUAUAGUUACGCUCUUGGCCGAGCAUCCUGAACGUGAAGGCACGAUCCUAAAAAAUCUCACGUCUGGAGAAGCCCUGUGGCAUCCGGAGUCCCUCCCACCGGCACGU